CGUUUUGCUGAUACCGAUGUUAACCACGUUUUUGCUGUCAGAAGGCUCCGUCGUAGGAUAAGUUACAUUUUUAAUACAAACCCUCAGUCAAAACUAUGGAGGAAGGUAACCCACCAGUUGAUGACAACACUAAUUCUGAAAAUGUUGAGAACGAGUUUUCUCUUGAUCCCAAUGACAUCGUCGAAGUAAUCCACCUGGAAGGCGAAGAUGAAGAUAUUUCCCAUGAUGUUAAUGACAUGGAUCUCCACAGUGAUGAAGAGGAUGAUGAGUUUGAUGAGGAGUCUGAAGCGAUGGGAGGCGGUCAGGUGAAAGAUGAUGCCAGUGCUGUGUUCUCCAGUCAUUCUGAUGCUGUAUUCAGUGUAGGCAUUGACCCACAUGAAGGGAAGAUGGUGGUGACAGGCGGUCAAGAUGACAAAGGCUAUAUUUGGUCAGUUACGGACGGGGAAAGCAUCAUGGAGUGUGGAGGACACAAGGAUUCUGUAACAUCGGUAGGCUUCAGUUUUGAUGGGAUGUAUGCAGCCACAGCUGACCUUAGUGGACUGGUCAAGGUGUGGAAGGUCGACACAAAGUCUGAAGUUUGGUCAUUUGAGUGUUCUGACAUAGAGUGGUUACAGUGGCACCUGUUGGCCCCAGUGUUGUUGUGCGGGACCGUCGAUGGAGAUGUGUGGAUGUGGAAAAUUCCUGAUGGUGAUUGUAAAACUUUCCAGGGACAUGGAUGUACUGCUGGUGUGGGACGCAUCCUUCCUGAUGGGAAGCGCUUGUGUGUCGGGUAUGAUGACGGAGCGGUCAAGAUCUGGAACAUGAAAACAGCUGAUGUGAUGAAAACCAUUUCUGGUCGAGAUGGUCACACCUCAACGGUUGUGUGUAUGGACUGUCACCAUGACAACUCCAUGGUGAUGACGGGGUCAACUGAUAUCACAGCCAAGGUUAUCAACUCAAGUACAGGAAAGGUUUUGUCAACAUUUAAGUGCGAGUCGAUAAAGGAGGGAGAUAACUCUGUAGAGGCGUGUGGAUUCUGUAAACAACAGACGUUGGCCGCCACAGGCACUUUACAGGGUACCCUGUGUAUAUGGGACAUGCCAACUCAAAUUGUGAGAAGCAGUUGUCAACACGAGGCAGGUGUGGUCAGACUGAAGUGGGACCCCACUGCCCCCCUUGUGUACACAGCAUGUCUAGAUGGGGUUGUGCGUCUUUGGGACGGCCGAAAUGGUCAAUGUGUUAACCAGUGGACAGGCCACACAGAUUCCAUACUGGACUUUGAUCUGUCCAGGGAUGGAGAAACCUUGGUAACUGUAUCGGAUGACAAAACUGCAAGAGUUUUUUCCCUUCACACUCCAGAUCGAUGAGAUAGAUAGGAACCUCAGACAUUGUUUACAAUCCACAGAGUCGGGACGGAUUGUUUACUGAACAUAAACAAACAGGAUGUUGAACAACAUGUUAUGACAUAAUGGCCGUCAAUACUUGUAAACUGUCAAUGACAUAAUGGCCGUAAAUACCUGUAAACUAGCUGUAAAUAGCUGUAAACUAGCCGUAAAUACCUGUAAACUUUCAAUGACAUAAUGGCCGUAAAUACCUGUAAACUUUCAAUAGCCUAACACCGCACUUACCAUAAAUAUGGCUUUAAUAGGUGUUCUGCUACAGCAAACAAAGCCAUGUAAGAGAUGUUUUGAUCACAUCAGGUCCUAAGGACUGUUGAGCUUAUGCCAUGGCACUCCAUCCAUUUGUCAACUUUUCCUAUAAAUUGCUACUAGUCUUAAACGACUGAGAAGAUUUUGGCCAAAUUUGGUGAUGAACCUUGGGGAAAGAGGAACAAAUUUUUACAUAAAUGAUGACUGGUCCCCCCUUGGGACAGGAAGGGACAAGGCCCAAGGGGAAAUGGAGGUAAAUUUUUUUAAAUUGCUGCUAGUGUUUUUCAACCAUCACUGAAAUAUCCAGGCGAGUGGUGCAAGUCCUUUUGGCCUCUUGUUAUCAAACUUGGCCAAGUGUGUGAAAUGCCACCAGUGCCUGUGUUCAACCUGACCAGUUUCAGCCAAGAGAAACCCCUUUAACAGACAUGAUUAGGUUUGUGACUGCUGCUCACAAAACUCAGCGGGUGUCGGAAUCCAUCUUAAGUUUGAAGGUGCAAAAGUAUUGACCUGAUUGUUGUAUUCUCUGUUACUUAUAGUGGUCUAGAUAGGGCCAUACAUUGUUGUAUUCUCGGUUACUUAUAGUGGUCUAGAUAGGGCCAUACAUUGUUUUAAUGAUUAAGUUUAAAUUGGUUAUAAUUAGAUUGCUGAAUAUUUGCUGGGCAGCUUUGUGGCAGCACUAUAUUUGUAAUUGGUCAUUGUUGUUGGGUCAGUAAUCAUGUCAAAUACAUUUUAUUUGAUGAACAUGUAAUGAGAAUACUAUUUUUUAUACACCCAUCAAUGAGGGGUCGUAUUAUGGUGUACCCCUGCACUGUCCGUACGUCCUUUCGUUAACUUUUCCAGCCUUUCUUUAUCAGCGGAUUUUUAUGAAACUUGCUACAAUAUCUUUGGCACAAUAACCCCUUUAUGGCCAAAUAAGGGCAUUGUGUAGAAAAUCUAAGAAGUUUUCUAUUUUUUAUUCAAUUUGUUAAGAUUUUGUCCACUACAACAAAGGGCAAUUAUGUUCAACAUAUAUAAGGGGUUUUUAUACGCUCGUCAACGACGCUACAUUUUCCUGUGGUAGCUUUUCCUGUGAUGGGUGUAUCAUGCUCCAGCUUGAUGAGCUCUUGUUUUUAAAUGCAAUAAAUUAUUUAUAUAUGCCA
This is a messenger RNA of Pecten maximus, 2767 nucleotides long. Its product is annotated as angio-associated migratory cell protein-like. The transcript is spliced from 11 exons. The record is from RefSeq and is a predicted model, not a curated record. Gene Ontology annotation, molecular function: protein binding. Lineage: Eukaryota; Metazoa; Mollusca; Bivalvia; Pectinida; Pectinidae. Bases 96 to 1346 code for a protein of 416 amino acids.